This is a messenger RNA of Fukomys damarensis (Damara mole-rat), 3219 nucleotides long. It is a transcript of the gene Zmym5, whose product is annotated as zinc finger MYM-type containing 5. The coding region runs from base 206 to 2188 and encodes 660 amino acids. The transcript has 7 exons. Gene Ontology annotation, molecular function: zinc ion binding. Lineage: Eukaryota; Metazoa; Chordata; Mammalia; Rodentia; Bathyergidae. The record is from RefSeq and is a predicted model, not a curated record.
CACUCGCGGCGAGUCGUGUCCCGCGGUGACGUCAACCGUCCCGUUGCUGAGCUCGCGCGCGGGGGAACUGCGCCGGGCAGCUCUCGGAGGGAAUCGAAUCUGUCGCUGGCGUCAAGGCAAUGUUUGUCCUUCCCCUUGGCUCCAGGGAUCGUGCUUGGCACCCUCGACACACCUCACGCUCCCACCUCAUCCCAGGUUGUUUGGCAUGGACGAUCCAUCGAUGGGAAGGUUAGACUUGACUGACCACACUUGUGCUGUAUUAGGAAGUACAGCUAUAACAGCUAGUUUCAUGGACAUAGGAAAUUCAUGUGAUGAUACCACAAGUCCUUUAGUCAAUAGAUCUAGAAACUCAUCAGUGGAAGAUGAUGAUGAUGUUGUAUUUAUUGAAUCUAUACAACCUCCUUCAAUUUCUGCUCCAGCAGUAGCUGAUCAAAGAAACUUUAUAUUUGCAUCAUCAAAACCUGAAAAGCCACAAGGAAAUUGUUCUGUGAUUCUCCCUUUCUCAAGAGAGUUGGCUUAUCAGAAAGGAAAUAUGUGUGAGACAAUUGUUAUUGAUGAUGAAGAGGACAUAGAAACGAAUGAAGGGGAGAGAAAAAAUUCUCCCAGUAUUACUAAGUGGGGACUUCCUGGAACUAAAAACAGUACCAAAGCUUUGGAUUUCUCCACAUCAGGUCAUUCAACAAGUAAGACCAAGACUGGAGUAAGACCUUUUAAUCCUGGUAGAAUGAAUAUGGCAGGAGAUGUAUUUCAGAAUGGAGGAUUUACAACUCAGCAUAAUCCUGAUUCUUGGAUCUCCCAGUCAGCAUCAUUUCCCCGUAACCAGAAACAGCCAGGAGUGGAUGCUCUAUCACCAGUGGCCUUGCUUCCUAAACAGAUUUUCCAGCCUUCUGCCCAACAGCAACUUACUAAACCAGCUAAAAUCACUUGUGCAAACUGCAAAAAUCCUUUACAGAAGGGACAGACAGCUUACCAACGAAAAGGAUCAGCUCACCUCUUUUGUUCUACCACCUGUCUUUCUUCCUUCUCUCAUAAACGUACUCGAAAGACAAGAAAUAUAGUAUGUAAAAAAGAUACACCUAAUAAGAAGGCUACUGUUGUUCCUCCAGUGGAAUCAAGCAGAUCCUUCCAAGAAUUUGCUAGUUCAUCUUUGUCUCUCUGUGAAGACAAUCAUCAUCUUAGAAAAGUUUUUAAUACAUCACGAUGUAUAAUCUGUAGUAAACUGACAGAGGUUCGCCAUGAAGUCAGUGUUAAUAAUGUAAUUCACAAGCUGUGCAGUAACCACUGCUUUAAUAAGUACAGGUUGGCCAAUGGUCUAAAAAUGAACUGCUGUGAGCACUGUGGAGAGUACAUGCCUGAUAAAAAUAUGGGAAACAGUAUCCUGGUUGGAGGUCAGCAGAAGAGAUUUUGCUGCCACAAUUGUAUUAAUGAAUAUAAACAGAUGAUAGAAAUAAAAUCACAAACAUUAUCAGCAUCAGAAAAAAGGAAAAGGAGUGGUAUAGAAGAAGAAAAUGAAAGUAAACUAUAUGGAUCAUUAAAUAUACUUUUAGAAAAAAUAGAGGGUGUACCAGGAAAAAAAGAGAAGACUUUAGAACAAGUUGCAACAGAAUGUAGCCCAGAUAUAUCCCUGAACAAACAAAAUGUGAAUUUAUCUUAUUCUGUGUCAGCCAUAGCUGAUGAAUUUGAGAAGCAACUGGAAGACAAAAAGUCAGAAGACUCCCUUAUACCAGUUGUGCUUUCUGCAGAUCCAGGUACAUGGCCCCGAAUUUUGAAUAUUAAGCAACGUGACACUCUUGUUGAGAAUGAUCCACCUCAAGUAAGAAAUUUUGACUUUCCAAAAGACAACACAGGGAGAAAGUUUUCAGAAACUUACUAUACACGAAUUCUUCCAAGUGGUGAAAAAACCACUAGAUCCUGGUUACUUUAUUCCACUUCUAAAGAUUCUGUGUUUUGCCUAUAUUGCAAACUCUUUGGGGAAGGAAAAAAUCAACUGAAAAAUGAGAAUGGAUGCAGAGAUUGGCAGCAUUUAUCACAUAUUCUUAGUAAACAUGAAGAAAGUGAGAUGCACCUCAACAAUAGCGUUAAGUUUUCAAAAUUAAAAUCUGAUUUGAAAAAAAAUAAAACCGAUACAGCUGAACAUAAAUUAUGUGAAGAUGAAAGAAAUGGUAGUGUCUUGCUGUUUUAUACAUAAUGUACCCAGUUUGGUUUCUGUCAUUACUUAGAAAAGAUUUGUACCAUGAGUCAGUAUCUUUCAGUCCUAAGCUGUAAUGAACAUACAAUAGUUCAUUAACAAUAAAUAUAAUAGCAGAUAAAUAGUAAAGAGUGUUCCUGUUCCAAAUUUAAAACUAAUUGGAUUCAGUAGUCAUUGCAAAAUUUAAUAAAGGCUAUUUUUAAUAUUCUUAAUUUGUUAUUUCUUACCUUUUUGCAAUUGGCAAUUAAGAACUGCUGUUUAACAGGUUUGAUUAAUAUUGUGGUAAAUAUGAAACAGGUGCCAGUGUGUUGGUACGCUCCUGUAAUUCCAGCAUUUAGGAGGAUCACUGCAAGUUCAGGGCCAGCCUAGGCUACACAGAGAGUUUAAGGCCAGUCUGAACUGCAUAGCAAGAUCUUGUCUCAAAAACAACAACAAAAAGACAGGUAGGAAAGACUUGCCUUUAUUAAUACCGGUUGAGUAAGAUACUUACAUGAACAUAUUCUCAGAUUUAUUAAAGACAUUCAGAUAGUUUCAAGAACAAAAUAAGGAUCUAAAACUACAGCUUUUUGCUUUUAAACCAAAUACUUGUGAUUUACUCCUCUUGAGCAAAACUUCUGGGGAGUGGAGGCAUGAAGAUGGGGAUCGUACUAGAGAUUGAACCCAGGGUUUUUGCACUAAGCUACAUUACUAGUCCUUCUUUUUCUGUGGCUUGUUCGUUUAUUUGGUUUGGUUUGGGUUUUUGAGGUAGGGUCACUAUAGUCAGUAAAUUGCUCAGGUUAGGCUCCAGCUUGCAAUCCUCAUGCUUCAGCCUUCCAAAGUUCUGGGGUUAAAGGCAUACACCAUGGCCUCUGGCUUGAGCAAAACAUUUCUAUUUGACCAAAACAGCAUUAUUGUAUUAAAUAAAGGUAAACAAUUUGCAUUGUAUUGAUUUUAUUUUUUCUUUUAUAUUUUUGUUUUAAUUUGUAAAUGUAACUUUUAUUGUUGUAUAAGAACUAUAAGCAUAAAGAAUAUAUACCUGCUCUUAUAUUGGU